GUCAUUCUGGAAAUUGAGGUAGGGAUGAGUUUUAUCCGUGUAAUGUCCUGCUCAAUAGAGACUGAUGUGUGAGCUUUCAAUACCAUAAAUUUAUUUCACAAUCAGCAGCCAAUAGCUGCGGUUACAGAUUGACAGGCAAUCUUUGGUAUGUUGGCUAAAGUCCUCACAGAGAUUAUAAAUAUGCCUGGAGUCAGACUUCCUCUUUCUUUGGUUCUGCACAGGAAUGGGAAGCAGCUCCGAAGGCCCGGCUCACUUCAAGGUAAAUCGACUGCUUCAAAUUAACAUAUAGACCUGCAUGAAAUUUAUGGCUUGGAAAUGUUUAAGUAUGGCUUAAGGCCAGGGAUAAGGAAAUCUGUCAGUUUUUGUUUCUCUCUUUAUCAUUUUUUUCUAGUCUUAGGUUUGAUUCUCUGCAUUUCUACAUUGGUUUGCAUUUUUUUUUAAAAUCCUCAUGCAAGUUCACCAUUUUAUUGCAAUUUUCUUCCAAAUACACGUUUGUACACAAUUCUGCCUAGUACACACUUUUUUGCAGCAGCAACAGUUUUGCCUAAAACAAUGUGGUUUUGAAUGUUUUUUUUCCACCAAUGUGCAUUUAUAUGCACACUUUACCGUAGUACAUACGAUUUUGUGCACAUUACUCAGCUGGAGAGCUGCGCAGCAAAAUUCAGAGAAAUGCAAAUUCCAAUUGAUGGUUUAGGUUUGCGCACUCUUUUUAAAGCGUGAAUUAGGUAGAUUUUCCUUUCAACCCAAACUGAAUCAACUUUCUCCCCCAUCUCUACAUGAGGCAAAGGUGAUGGAAGUGUAUUUUGUAGCUAUUAUAAGAGGAUAAGGAAACCACGAGACCAGAGAACAAACAUUGAAAACUCUUUUUAGCACUGUGGAAGGUAAAUAGGGAAUCAAAACAGACCGCAGAUGUUGCAUGGAGUUCACGGAACAUGGGACAUUCGCUUAAAAUAAAGUAAAUCUCUUCAAACAAGAAUACAAAUCAACCCUGCUUCACACUGAUUCCAAUACAUAUCCCUAUCUCAGAAGUUUUCAGUGGCUAUCAUUCUGCAUAUGGUGACAGAUGGCCAACUUGACAUUCAAGCAAUUUCUAACACUACUUUUUGCCAAACUUAGGUGCCAGUCCCUACAUGACCCGACUUGCUGCUUUGUGCCAUUCGAAAUGUAUGGAUUAUUCCCAGGUUGAUAAAAGCGGCUUCCACAGUGUUCAUUUACUGUGAAACAAGCCAUGGGGCACCGGAACAAAGCACCCCCUCUCGUGCUUCUCCAGUUCAGCACCUGUUCCUUCCAGAGCUCGUAAUAACAGAAUAAUUGCAAUAUUUCCUCAUGUGUAGAUAAGCCGUGAAUGUGUUGCUGUUCCAGCCUCUACAGCUCUCCCUAUACAAGAUGGUAGUGACCUGAACAGAUUGUGUUCUAGACAUUUCUUUCUCUAUAGACCAUCUCUCCCCUCUAGAGACCAACUCUUAUCACCAUAACAGUUCUCUUUCCAAAUAGCAUUGCCUUCUAUUUAUUUUCUUUACUCUAUAGCCUCUCAAUUGCACCUGGGGCAGGGAUUCAUGCAAAGGGGGAGACUGGAGGAAGGGAGCGUUUACUCCUUUCCCCACAUACAAUGGUCCCAAUAAAAAUCUACCCACAACCACCUCAAAGCAGGGAUUGGGAAAAGAGAGGAUGGAUGGCUGCUAACAGGUUCAGGUUGAAUCCUGACAAGACAGAAGUACUGUUUUUGGGGGACAGGGGGUGGGCAGGUGUGGAGGACUCCCUGGUCCUGCAUGGGGUAACUGUGCCCCUGAAGGACAGGUGCCCAGCCUGGGAGUCAUUUUGGACUCACAGCUGUCCAUGGAGGCGCAGGUCAAUUCUGUAUCCAGGGCAGCUGUCUACCAACUCCACCUGGUACGCAGGCUGAGACCCUACCUGCCCGCGGACUUUCUCGCCAGAGUGGUGCAUGCUCUGGUUAUCUCCCGCUUGGACUACUGCAACGUGCUCUGCAUGGGGCUACCUUUGAAGGUGACCUGGAAACUAAAAUUAAUCCAGAAUGUGGCAGCUAGACUGGUGACUGGGAGUGGCUGCCGAGGCCACAUAAGACCAGUCCUGAAAGACCUACAUUGGCUCCCAGUACGUUUCCGAGCACAAUUCAAAGUGUGGGGGUUACCUUUAAAGCCCUAAACAGCCUCGGUCCGGUAUACCUGAAGGAGCAUCUCCACCGCCAUCGUUCAGCUCAGACACUGAGGUCCAGCUCUGAGGGCCUUUUGGCAGUUCCCUCCUUGCGAGAAGUGAGGUUACAGGGACCCGGCAGAGGGCCUUCUCGGUAGUGGCACCCACCCAGUGGAACACCCUCCCAUCAGAUGUCAAGGAAAUAAACAACUAUCUGACUUUUAGAAGACAUCUGAAGGCAACCCUGUUUAGGGAAGUUUUUAAUGUUUGAUGUUUUAUCAUGUUUUUAAUAUUCUGUUGGGAGCCACCCAGAGUGGCUGGGGAAACCCAGCCAGAUGGGCAGGGUAUAAACAAUAAAUUAUUAUUAUUAUUAUUAUAAAAGAGAGAGAGCCCAAUUAACAACAGGAUGUGAUUUGGAUUCUCAGUGUUGUUAUUCCACUCUCAGCUUUAAAAAAAGUACAGCAGUGAUUUGGAUCUGCCAAACUGUGCACAUCUUAAAGCACCCCUAGUGAUGGCAGGUAAAGAAAGCAUUCAUUGCUGAACUCUUGUAGUCUCCCCUGAGGUCUGGCUUGCCACACAUACCGUUUUCUGGCCUCCACCUUCUUACACUGAACCCAGGACUCCUGGGCACAUUGCCCAGUACUGAAAGAAGUACUGGGCUGUAGCCCUGUGGAACAACAUGUGCUACUUGUGUACUGUUCCAUUUUGUUUGUCUCAAGUCAAGCUCCUAGCUCUUUGAGUAGUUCAUCUGGUGCUGCUAACAGCAGCAAAAAGGAAAAAGAAAAAAAGCAGCAUAAAACAGUCAGGUCAGCAGAGUUGAAACUGCAUCUAAAAAGAAGUAGAUGUAGAAAGGACAGUAAAGUAAGUGCCAGGCAAACUUCUUUGGGAAAAGCAAUCCACAACUGGGGUGCCACCACUGAAAAGGCACCCCCCUCUCUGAUAGCUACCAUCCUCACUUCAGAAGUUGAGGGCACCCAUAGGAGGCACCCCCUUGACAAUCUUUAUGUAUAGGUAGGUACCUGUAUGGGUUUGCCCCCAAAAUAUUGCAAAAAGCGCUCCCCCCCAUCACUAUCCACAUCCUCCAAUAACCACAUACGUGCAAUACUGCUUAUAUAAUGUGUUAUGUACUGAGUUGAAUAGGAUCCAAAAUGCAGCAGUCUGAUUGGUCCUAGAACAAUAGGAUUCAGAAUGCAGCAGUCUGAUUGGUCCUAGAACAAUAGGAUCCAAAAUGCAGCAGUCUGAUUGGUCCACAGGAGCCACCCAAUCCAGCUCCAGGGGGAAAUGAAUCCGCAACCUGAUUGGCCUACAGGAGAAUCCCAGAAAUAGCCAAUCACGUGGGGCCCAUUGUGUAAAUAAUUUAUAUAAAGCAGACAUUCUGGGGGAACUUCCAUUCCUCCUCACCACUAUGAGCUGAAUAAAGAGCAUGAAAUCCACUCUCGACUCCGAGUAUAUUUCAUAAUGGAUUCAAACAGUUCAUCCAAAGCUGGGUUGAUGUGGCUGUCAUUCUAUGGCUCUCCACUAUUUGGGGAUCCUCGAUGGAACUAUGAAUUCCUUUAGCAAUGUUACAGCUAGUAUUGUUUGAUCAGCAAAGCGUACACCUGUUUGCAAGAUCUUUCUGGCAGCCUCUCCUCACCUGGAGGUGAAUGCCUGUUUCCCCUCGUCCGGCUUCAAUUUCUGCCAGGCGGGAGAUUUCUUGGAAGAGCAACGAAAUGGCAAACCAACACAGACACCUCGUUCCCCUCCUACUGCAAAGUCCUGUUCCCCCUCCCACAGGUACAUCUGGAAUGUGGCUUGGAAUGUGGCUAUAAUGUGCCCACCUGCCUUGAUCACACCCAGUGCAUUAGCAUAGCAGUACCAGGUUCAAGCCAGAACACAAACUCUUCCUGCAUUCCACUCUCUGAUUCCCUCCAGAUGUGAUGGUCUACAACUUCCCUCACCAUGGUCAGUACUAAGGUAUGAUGGGAGUUGUAGUCCACAGCUGGAGGACCUAUCCCUGGUUAGCUAUCCCUGGUUCAGUCUCUUAACAGUCCUCUUCUUUUAUUUCCAGCAAAAGGCAGAUGGGAACCAUGCCGGACCACCGAUAUAUCCUGAGCAGAAGGAUUUUGAUAUGAUCUAUAGAAUUGAAGAUGCGCCACCCUGGUAUCUCUGCAUCCUGCUGGGAUUUCAGGUAAAGGUGUAAUCAAGCUCCACCUGUGACGUGCUUUGAGGUGUGGAGCCAAAGAAACUCAACUGUUCCUCAUGACUUUUGUUUAUUCCCCCAUUCCAAAUAAGUCUCAUGCUGCUUGUUUCUGAAGCCACUUUAUCAAGGUCUCUAGUUGUUAAGUAUUCAGAUUUUGUUAUAUGAUAUAGUAGCCUCAUUAGCAAUACUAUUGUUGUAAAAGUACAGGGAGUAAAAGUUACUAGGGGCACACAUAAGGUGCCUAUAACUUUCCAUUCAUUGUUUACGUUGAUUAAAUAAUUGGCCUUGUUGAUUUACAGUGUUGAUUUCUAUGGAAUUGUUUGCCUUGAUCUUCCCUUUUGACUCCCCCUCUGUACUUUAUUUAAAAUGCAUUUUAAUCACUUAAAUUCUGUGCAGAGUUAACUAAGACGCUGUGCCACCCCCCACCCAGUUAAAUUCUAAAUAGUGUCCUAUAAUCCUAGCUACUGGUUUAGUGAUAAAUUGGGUGCAUACUCACAUAUACACAAACAAGGUGGCAAGUUGGAUCCCCAUAUGGGACAGUUGAAUAUUCCUACAACUUGGACUAGAUGAUCAUCGCAUAGCUGUCAACGUUUACCUUUUUUUAAGGGAAAUUUCCUUAUUCCAAAUAGGAUUCCUCGCAAGGAAAGGGAAAAGUUGACAGCUAUGUCUUUGGGGUUCCUUCCAACUCUCCAAUUCUAUGCAUCUAUGAUUCUAUGAAUUGCAGGUGUGUUUUUCAUGAUAUCAGGAACUGAACUGGACUGUAGGGGAGGUAUUUGGACAUUUGGGGUCCUUCCAGGUGUGUUUAAAAAGAUGUUCGCACUUCUGCAAACCCUUGGGGUUUCUUUGAGUGUGUCGACAGCUCCCUAUUAUUUGUCAGUGGCUCCAUUCUGGCUUCAGUCCUAUUGCUUGACACCUUUUGCUAUUAAAAGGAGUGAUCUGGAUAUCUCACAGUUAGUAUUUUUUUAAGAUAACAUUUUAUUAAUUUCCCCAAAAAUAACAAAAGACCCACAAAAAUCGAAACAACAACAAUACAAAUUUAAAGCAAAACAAAACAAAUAUAUAAAUUCAAAUCCUAUAUCUUAACUCAGUUGACUUCCCUCCACUCCCCCUCAUGGUUCCAUUAUAUUAGCUUAUUCAUGCACUUCCGUAAAGCCUUAUAUUCUUAACAAUCCAAUUUUAAAACCUUAUUCAUCUUAAUACAAGUGACUUUUAAAAGUUCUGCUAAUGUAAAAAUCCGUACGCAACCCUUAAAAAGUAUGCCUUAAACAUCCCCCCCCUUUUUUAAAAAAGACGAUGUCCUCUUCUUUCUUGGGUUUCAAAUUAACUAAUAUGUCCUGCAUAGUUCAUUAAUUAAUUUCCCCCAAUCUUAUCUUCUUUGGCGGUGGCUUCUUCCUUCUAUAGGGAUGGGCUGAUCUUGCAGGGACAAAGUCUUUUGCUCUAUAAGUCCAUCAGGUCCUAUACAAUCUCAGUACCAUAACUUCAGGAUUUCUUUAACAACAAUCAUUUCCCACAUUCUCUCCAAAUCUUUAUAUGUCUUUCCCCAGGCUUUUUUAAUAUUAAAAAAGCAUGGGAAAAGACGCAUAAAGAUUUGGAAAAAGCCUGGGAAAAGACGAUUGGUAUUUUUUAGGCAUGCAUGACCUAUAUCUGCUAAUAAUGCUAUGCUCAAUCAACAGCCCCAAAGAGAAAACACACAUGGCAGAAUACAUGUGCACUAAGACACCAGUCUGGAGGGACCCUUAUGUGAUUGAUUGAUUGAUUGAUUGAUCAAAUUUGUAUACCGCCCUAUACCCGUAGAAAACACAAAAUGCACAAUAAACACAAGAACAACCCUAUAACCUCAAUCCCACAGCACAUUUAAAAGGACAUAGAAUGUUAAUCAGCCAAAGGCCUGUUCUUGUUUUUAUUGUGCAUUUUGUAUUUUCUAAUACUGUCGUUUUAUGUUGUAAAUCACCCUCAGAUCUACGGGUAUAGGGCGGUAUACAAAUUUGAUCAGUCAGUCAGUCAGUCAGUCACAUAAGGGUCCCUCCAGACUGGUGCCUUAAAGAAAAACAUUUUCUCCUGGUGCCUAAGGGAGGGCACCAGGCGAGCCUCCCUGGGGAGGGCAUUCCACAAAUGGGGAGCCACUGCAGAAAAGGCCCUGUUCUCGUGUUGCCAACCUCUGGACCUCUCGAGGAGGAAGGGCCUCAGAGGAUGAAAUCUCAGGGGUAGGUUUAUAUGGAGUAGGAUUAUACGGAAGUAUUGUGGUCCUGAGCUGCGGUUUAAAUUUUGGGAAUGUGUCUAAUCAGGUGCUCUUUUGACCUAGCCUCCUUCCCAUUUCCCCCCUCCAGCAUUACUUGACAUGUUUCAGUGGCACCAUCGCAGUUCCCUUCCUACUGGCAGAAUCCCUGUGCGUAGGGAAGGACCAAUACACCAUCAGCCAACUCAUUGGUACCAUCUUCAGCUGCGUGGGGAUCACGACUCUUAUCCAAAGCACUGUGGGAAUUAGGUAUGUUUUGCUCAGCUCCCCACCUCCCUACCCGUCAGCGAACUUAAGGAAGUUGUGGGUGGCUGAUGGUGGCAAGUCACUCUCUCUUUCUUUUUGGCAAUCUAGACUGCCUCUGUUUCAAGCCAGCGCCUUAGCGUUCCUGGUUCCCGCCAAAUCCAUUCUGGCCCUGGAGAAAUGGAAAUGUCCUCCAGAAGGUAAUUCAAACUUGUUUCAUCCUGAAGGUUGUUAGGAGAUAGAACAGGAAUAAUAAAAGUCAAUCCUUUAUUAGGCGUAGCAAACCUCACAUUAUCAAACAAACACCAUAUACAAAUUGUGCAGAAUACAAAUUCAGCAUAACAAGGUUUGUCCCAGUCAGAUCUUUAACUCUAGAGAAAAUGAAUUUGCAUAAAUAAUACAAUAUAACACUACCGCAUCACCGAUCAAUUAAGAACCACUAAAUCUCUUUAUAAUGGCCCACAUGGACAGCACUCAGAAAUUCAGCCACUAUUAAAGUAAUUUGAUCGUUCCUGUCUGAGAGCAGGUCUUGAACCGUUGGUGGCAUAGAAUUAAGCCUGUUAAGUUGUGAGGCCUCUAAUAAUUGUCUUCUGGCAUAAUUGCCAAAAUCACAAGAAAAGAGAAUAUGCUCCAAAGUAUCAGGUUCCUGUUUACUACAUUUGCGGAGACGCUCUGCUUCUGGGACAGCUAAAUAUCUUCCUCUUACUAUCAUCGAGGGAAACAUAUUAAAUCUGGCUAACAUAAACAGCCUGCACAAUUCAUGAUUCUUCAGAUUUGCCAUGUAUCCCUUUUGAAAACCUCUACACAAAGGGAGAUUUAAAUACAGAGGAGAGCAAGUGAACAGGAAUAAUUUGAGGGCCUCCCCAUGUUUCCAAGAUGGUAACAUAAUGCGUAGUCAAUCUGUGAAUCUGUCAAUUUUUAUUUCUCUCCAUUACGCCUAUUCUGAUUGUUAUAUUUAGUUUUUAAUAUUUGUACUAUGUUGCUAGCUGCUUCGGGUUAGUUUUUGUUUUUAAAAAGUGACUAAAAUGCAAUAAAUACUAAAAUCCUCACUUUUCCAAGCUUAAAUUCAGUGUCCACAUCAGUUUGUAACUCUUUUAAAAAGAGCUGAAAAUUCAUCAGCAUUUCACUCCAUAUUUCUGCUAAUAGAGAGAGAGCUUGCAACCGUAUCUCAUGCAGCAAUUAUAAUAGCAGCGAAUGUGCAGGGAUAGAGUGGGAGGAUGGAUAAGAUUUCGGUGCUCCGUGUAAAAAAAUAUUAUGUGUCUGGCACCGGGAAACAACAAGAAGCGCAAACUUGGAAGGGGAAGUGCUUGGAUUGCGUGCAACAAACGUGUAACAACUGUGCACUUAUUGUGUUUAUUGCUGACCAUGUGGAAAUUGCCUCAGGAGGGUUGAGUAACACAGUGUAAGGCUGACAAGCUUCAUUUGCUAACUGAUUCUCUCUCGGUCUCUACUUAAACAGGUUGCUUCGUUCUACUGGCCUUGUGCUUAUAUUUAUCUGUUGACCUUUCUUGCCUCAUUAUGCAGGGGAGAUCUAUGGCAACUGGACCUUACCUUUAAACACGUCCCACAUUUGGCAGCCGAGGAUGAGAGAAGUAAGUUGAACAGCAGCCUUUUCCAGGAAGGGGCCUCUAAAGUAACACUGAUCCUGGGAUUUCAUUGCCGAGGAGUUAUUUGGAAGUAAUGCAUAUUAAACAAAAACGGAAGCAUAUGAAUCGAGAAGGCUAAUUUGACCCAUCAAACCCCCUCUCCCUUAAACGCACAAACAAAACACACUGCAAUCAGUUGAAUGCAACCUACCAGCCACGCUCUGGGCUCGCCAACGUGUCGCACCGCCAACGAAAACACAUAAAUGAAUAGGUGAACAACCUCCUCCCCGCACAUACACUAUGCAGAAGAAUGAAAGAUCAUUACCCCCCCACCUCACAAUGCCUAACCCAGGCUUCCUCAGCCUCAGCCCUCCAGAUGUUUUUGGCCUACAACUCCCAUGAUCCCUAGCUAACAGGACUAGUGGUCAGGGAUGAUGGGAAUUGUAGUCUCAAAACAUCUGGAGGGCUGAGGUUGAGGAAGCCUGGCCUAACCAGUAAAGAGGACUCUCUGAAUUGAAAACAGAGACGUUACAUUGACCUUUGUUGUCGUUGUUUUCAAAUUGUUUUAUUAAUUUUUCAAAUUUAUAACAAACAUAAACAACAUAAAAGAAAAAACAUUACAAUAUAAAAAACAAACAAACAAACAUAUAUCCUACCUGUUAUAAUCAUACUUUUAUAACCAUUAUUAAAUGACUUCUUCAAAUUCCUCAAGCUGUAUUUCCAUGUAGUUCAUUGUAGCAGUUUUCCAAGACUAAUUUCCAAUAAAAUUAACUUAAUCAGUUAACAUCUUUCUUACAUGGACCUUUGUUAUCCAUGGAAAUCUUUCAGUAAAAACGAAUUGAACCAAAACGGGCAGGGUUAUAUUUUUGCAGGAAAGCUAAGUUGUUAUCAGCGGAGUCCUGUUUGCCUUUGCAAGCUUAGUUUUCAUAAGUGAAAGGAGUCAAGAAAAAGUGGUUUCAGUAUCUGCCCCCUGCUGCACCACCAUCUUUGUCUUAUUCGUGAUCUAAAUCGGGGUAGCCAAGACGUAGCCAUGAGCCCUAGCCAGCAUGAACAAUUACAGUGGUGCCUCGCAAGACGAAAUUAAUUCGUUCCGCAAGUCUCUUCGUCUUGCGAGUUUUUCGUCUUGCGAUGCACGGUUUCCCAUAGGAAUGCAUUGAAAAUCAAUUAAUGCGUUCCUAGGGAAACCGCUUCAGACUCAGGUCCGGGGACAGUCUGUCCCCGGACCUCUUCUGAAGGCUGGGGGGCAAGGGCUUUUCUUCCCACCCCCAGCAUUUUAAAACCCCGGGACAGCGGAGGACUUCUCCGCUGUCCGGGCGAUCUUAAAAUGCUGGCGGGCGGCAUUUUAAAAUCACCCGGGACAGCGGAGGACUUCUCCGCUGUCCGGGGCAAUUUAAAGCCCCUGGGAAGGCAGGCAGGGGGACAAAGACUUUGCCCCCGCCAGCCUUCAGAAGAGGUCCUGGACCUCUUCUGAAGGCGGGCGGGGCGAAAGUCUUGCUCCCCGCCUUCAAAGCCCUCCGGGACAGGCAGGCAGGGGGAGCAAAGACUUUCGCCCCCGCCCGCCUUCAGAAGGUCUUCCCUCCCCCGCCCGGCUCGGAGCACCGUUCCGGGCCGGGCAGCGGCGGGAGGUCUUCCCUCCCCCCGCCCGGCUCGGAGCACCGCUCCGAGCCGGGCGGCGGCGGCAGGUGUUCCCUCCCCCGCCCGGCUCGGAGCACCGCUCCGGGCCGGGCGGCGGCGGCAGGUGUUCCCUCCCCCGCCUGGCUCGGAGGAGCCUUCCGAGCCCGGCGGCGGCGGGAGGAGGUGUCCCCGCCCGCCGCCAGGCUUCGGAGGAGGUCCGAGGACAGUGGGAAGACGCGCUGCGCUUCCCCGCUGUCCCUGAGAUUUCCCUAUGGGCUGUCGUCUUGCGAAGCAAGCCCAUAGGGAAAUUCGUUUUGCGAAGCGCCUCCAAAACGGAAAACCCUUUCGUCUAGCGGGUUUUCCGUCUUGCGAGGCGUUCGUCUUGCGGGGUACCACUGUAUAUUGUAUAGUAAGAGGCUUAACCUGCAACGUCUGUAGGUCACCAUUUAGCCUACUCCUGUUCUAGAUGUUUUAAGCUGUAUAAAACAUUCUGAAAUGUUUUAUACAGUGGAACCUCGGGUUGCGAAUGUGAUCCGUGCAGGAGGCACGUUCGCAACCUGCACCGUUCGCAACCCGCAGCUCCACAUCUGCGAACACGCGGGUUGUGAUUCGGUGCUUCUGUGCAUGAGCAAAGUGCAAUUUAGUGCUUCUGCGCAUGCGCGAGUGCCGAAACCCAGAAGUAACCCGUUCCAAUACUUCUGGAUUUGGCGCGGUGCGCAACCCGAAAUCACAUAACCUGAAGCGUCUGUAACCCAAGGUACCACUGUAUUCUGUUGGAAGCUGCCCAGAGCGGCUGGGGCAACCCAGCCAGAUGGGUGGGGUAUAAAUAAUAAACUUCUUCUUCUUCUUCUUCUUCUUCUUCUUCUUCUUCUUCUUCUUCUUCUUAUUAUUAUUAUUAUUAUUAUUGAAAUACAAUUAAUAAGGUAAAGGUAAAGGAACCCCUGACCAUUAGGUCCAGUCGUGACCGACUCCGGGGUUGCGGCGCUCAUUUCGCUUUACUGGCCGAGGGAGCCGGCGUACAGCUUCCGGGUCAUGUACCGCUCUGGCGGGAAGGUAAAUGGCAUUUCCGUGCACUGCUCUGGUUCAACAGAAGUGGCUUAGUCAUGCUGGCCACAUGACCAGGAAGCUCUGUCUGCGGACAAACGCUGGCUCCCUCGGCCAGUACAGCGAGAUGAGCGCCGCAACCCCAGAGUUGUCCGCGACUGGACUUAACUGUCAGGGGUGCCUUUACCUUUACCUUUACUAGCUCACUAGUGUGAGUGAGGAAGGAUAAUAUUUAAUCAAUAUGGAUAAUAUUUAAUCAAUAUAUCCUCUCCUACUGUCCACAACAUCUCACAUUUCUUGUUGCCAAUACUAGUAUCUGUUAAGUUGUGGGUGAACAUAUCAGACGACACAGCGAUUCUUCAAACAGCUCUUGUUUAUUCACAGGCCAGAACUGAACUGAACUGAAGGGUUCAGCCAGCCUGCUUAUAUAGAGCUCCACUAGAACGCAACAGUAACCAAUUUCUGUAACUAUCCAAUCACUGAACGUCACUUUCGAUCCCUUAUUUGCAUAUGUGGACCUGAACUAUCUACAGUAUCCCUCUGCUGGCCCAGGGUGAGAACUUCAGUACAUAACAGUAUCUGUGGUGAAACGUGACCUGAUCCACGUUGUGUCUCUCUUCUCCCACAGAUCCAAGGAGCAAUCAUCGUUUCCAGCCUGGUUGAGGUGGUCAUUGGUCUGGUGGGCCUCCCUGGGGCCAUGCUAAACUACAUUGGGCCCCUCACUGUCACCCCCACCGUCUCCUUAAUUGGGCUGUCCGUGUUCCAAGCUGCCGGCGACAGAGCGGGAUCGCACUGGGGAAUUGCAGCACUGUAAGCACCACUUUUUCAGUACAGCAGAAUUUCAAAUUGACGCAAGAGUAGAGUUGCAGAACUACAGUGGUACCUGGGUUUACGAACGUAAUCCAUUCCCGAAGUCCGUUCUUAAACCAAAGCAUUCUUAAAACAAGGCGUCCUUUCCCAUAGCAGCGGGGGACUCAAUUUACAAAUGGAACACACUCAACGGGAAGCAGAACAUGUUCUGCUUCCAAGGCAAAGUUCACAAACCAAAACACCUACUUCCGGGUUUGCAGCGUUCUUAAUCCAAGUUGUUCAUAAACUAAGCUGUUCUUAAACCAAGGUACCACUGUACUGCAUAAUCUCAAAAGCAACCAACUGCAGAUGCACAAACUAGCCAGUUGCCAAAAGACUUCCUCAUCAAGGUGUUUGACUUCCAGGCCAAUUCCCUUGUGUGUAAUUAUGCGUCUAAUUUUGGAGCAUUUCCUACUUGAUCCUCAGUUUUUUAUGAAAUGUGUAAAGUGCUCACUGAUAUGUUAGUUGUAAUGAUGUCGUUCGAAAGGGAGCGAUAAGGAAAAGGUCACAGAACAGUAUAGGAUUUUCUAGCUACUGCUUUGACAAUUAUCGAGAUUCAGGUUUAAAUUCCAAAAUGUGUUUCUCUGGUACGUCAGCUUUGACCCGAUAAUAUCUCAAUUAAAUCCUGAUAUAUGUGACAUAAAAUCUUUGUAAAAUCAGAAAAUAAAAACAGAUCUUAAAUAUACCGGGUACCAUCCAGAGCAAACUAGGUACAGUGGUACCUCAGGUUAAGUACUUAAUUCGUUCUGGAGGUCCGUUCUUAACCUGAAACUGUUCUUAACCUGAAGCACCACUUUAGCUAAUGGGGCCUCCGGCUGCCACCGCACCGCUGGAGCACAAUUUCUGUUCUCAUCCUGAAGCAAAGUUCUUAACCUGAAGCACUAUUUCUGGGUUAGCGGAGUCUGUAACCUGAAGCGUAUGUAACCUGAAGCGUAUGUAACCCGAGGUACCACUGUACUCUGAGAUUAUUAGAUAUGAAUUAUUACUGCCAUGUGGCCUCAAGUAUCUCAGGGUUGUGGGUCUAGAUUCAGGUAGGUAGCCGUGUUGGUCUGACGCAGUCGAAAUAUAUAAAAAAAAUUGUCCAGUAGCACCUUAGAAACCAACUAAGUUUGUUCUUGGUAGAAGCUUUCGUGUGCAUGCACACUUCUUCAGACAGACUGAAACAGAAGGUUUGUGGGUGUUUGUUGUUGUUUAGUCGUUUAGUCGUGUCCGACUCUUCGUGACCCCAUGGACGCCAGGCACUCCUGUCUUCCACUGUCUCCCGCAGUUUGGUCAGAUUCAUGUUUGUAGCUUCAAGAACACUGUCCAACCAUCUCGUCCUCUGUCGUCCCCUUCUCCUUGUGCCCUCCAGCUUUCCCAACAUCAGGGUCUUUUCCAGGGAGUCUUCUCUUCUCAUGAGGUGGCCAAAGUAUUGGAGCCUCAGCUUCACGAUCUGUCCUUCCAGUGAGCGCUCAGGGCUGAUUUCCUUCAGAAUGGAGAGGUUUGAUCCUCUUGCAGUCCAUGGGACUCUCAAGAGUCUCCUCCAGCACCAGAAUUCAAAAGCAUCAAUUCUUCGGAGAUCAGCCUUCUUUAUGGUCCAGUUCUCACUUCCAUACAUCAUUACUGGGAAAACCAUAGUUUUAACUAUACGGGCCUUUGUUGGCAAGGUGAUGUCUCUGCUUUUAAGAUGCUGUCUAGGUUUGUCAUUGCUUUUCUCCCAAGAAGCAGGCGUCUUUUAAUUUCAUGACUGCUGUCACCGUCUGCAGUGAUCAUGGAGCCCAAGAAAGUAAAAUCUCUCACUGCCUCCAUUUCUUCCCCUUCUAUUUGCCAGGAGGUGAUGGGCCCAGUGGGUGUUAGUGUCAGAUUAAAAUCAGAGGGACAUUAGGGACUCUACUGCACUCAUUUUUCAACUUGUGGAGAAAGAACGAAUCAAAUCUGCAAAGGAACAGAACAGCUGCAGAGUUGUAAUUCCUAAGCACAAAUCACAUUAUAAGGCCAAAUCCUGCUCCAGUGCUGUUAAAUUUCUCCAUCCAGAACAGAUUCGAGGCCAGUUCAUGUGACUUGCCGCUGCCAGCAAUGCCAAUUUUUGUUUUUGAAAAUGUAGAAGUCAAAACUGCACGGAUAACAUUACGUUCUUGGCAAGUGAAUCCUUAACAGUAGCAAAAGACGUGAAAUUUGAAGUUGUGUGAAUUGGUUCUAAUGUUUCUGUGCCCUGAUUGCUCUUGAUCUCCGCUUUUCACGAUGCCUUUUUCUGUUUGGAACAGGUCAAUUUUCUUAAUCAUUUUGUUUGCUCAGUACCUACGAAACGUGUCUUUUCUCCUCCCCGGCUACAAAUGGGGACAAGGGUGCACUGUGUUCCGAAUUCAGAUCUUCAAGAUGUUCCCGGUAAGAAAGGUCCCCAUUGUUCAAUAGGGCAAACUUGCCGUGGUCACAGUCUGGUCAGAUUUUGAUGAUUUCACUCCAUUAUCCAAGGGCUUGUUUUAUUUAUUUAUUACAUUUUAAUUCCAAAAACAACCUCAGGGUAGUAUACAAGGUUCACUUACCCGAAUUCUGGGUGGGAGUCUUUUGUGGCCUGGCCCAGCCCGCCCCCCGCCCCCCACCCCCCGAGACAUGGAGGAAUUCUUUCCCGGCUUGUGGGACUUCCCGCCAAAAUUCUUUAUUUGAAUCGGCUAAUCAGGGCCUUGGUGGGCAGACUGGAGUGAGCAAGUCUUCACUCUGGUCCAUCACUGGAAGGUUUAAACUGAGUGCGCCUUUGAAUUCCAAAAACAACAUACCAAAUGUCCUCUAUUUUCCAGGACACGCCCUCAUUUUCAUAGGCAUGUAAAAUGAGAGUCGUCAUAGCGAUCCAUAGCUAAAAGCAGAAGUCUACAAAUGUGUCCUCUUUUUUUUUUUUCCUCUUCAAAAUAUGGCUUCCCUACCACCAUUUCAUUCCCGCCCUGUGGGAAAGAUUUAAGCUCAGAGUAAAUGACUGGUUCAAGGGAACUCAACAGAGUAUAAUAAUAAAAAUAACUUAUUAUUUCUACCCCACCCAUCUGGCUGGGUUUCCCCAGCCACUCUGGGCGGCUCCCAACAGAACAUGAAAAACACAAUAAAGGCUCAAACAUUAAAAACUUCCCUAAAAAGGGCUGCCUUCAGAUGUCUUCUAAAAGUCAGAUAGUUGUUUAUUUCCUUGACAUCUGAUGGGAGGGCGUUCCACAGGGUGGGCGCCACUACCGAGAAGGCCCUCUGCCUGGUUCCCUGUAAUUUCACUUCUCACAGUGAGGGAACCGCCAGAAGACCCUCGGAGCUGGCCCUCAGUGUCCAGGCAGAACGAUGGGGGUGGAGACGCUCCUUCAGGUAUACUGGGCCGAGUAUCAAUGAAAAUUACCUGGUGAGAAUGAAAUAUCCCUUCCCUAGCAAAGAGGGAGAGAGAAAGAAUGGCAGAAAGAGAGAAGGGUGGGGAAAGAGGGGACGGUUAGGUUCUCCUCAGUGCCUCACUGGCUUAAGCUAUCCGCUUUCAACAUCCCUCCAAGGAAAUCCGCUAUAUACCACCCCUACCAUAUCCUAGAUCACAGAUGUGGGGAACCUCCUGUCUGCAGGCCAGAUUUGGCCUGACACAGGUGUCAGCUUGUCCCAAGAGGCUGUUUCUGUCGGAACCUGCGUUCAACCGAGCUCCUCCAUAAUCGCCCUCUGACGAUAAUUAAUGACCUGAGCCUCUAAUAAGGCUCCAAACACGUUCCCAUUUCACAGAGUUUCAAAGCAGCAGAAGUGAUGAGAAAUACAAGCUACAUGCUAAGAGUUUUAUUACUAAGCCACAUAGACAGAAAGGAAAUACAUCGUCUCUCUGUGAGAGCAGAGAGCAACUGAAAAACAAAGGAACAGGAAACCAGUAAACAUCACAUCCGUCUCCUGUCUUCCAUGAGACUUCCAACAGUCUGGAAUCCCAGGAAUGUAAACAGAGUCCUGUGACUCCAAGCACUGCACAGUGGCAACACACAGAAACCAACAGUUUCCACCCCACACCUAAUACCAGAAGGCCAAAUUGUCCAUUUGGAGCUGGGAAAAAGGGACAGGGUUUAACUCUUCCGUUUCCUACCACUUUCCCCAUCUGUUUCCCCAGUCAUGGGGGUCCUGAGCGCAUGCUUAUCUUGCAAAUGCAUAGAACAUGUAGCUAAACCCUUAGCAAGACACAGAUGUGAAACUAGGAAGGGAACUUCUCUCUCUGUUUCUAUUGAGAGCUUACUUUGGCUCGAGGGCGAAGAAAAACGGAACGUUUCCAUUUUCAUGCAAUAAAAAGAAAUGAAAGGGUUGACAUGCGGCGAAUGCUGUGAGUGAGGAAUUAAUUGUGUUGAUGGUCACAGUGUCGCUCAGAAUGACUUGCACAACCCCGUUCCUCACAGCAAUUGCAGUGGUGCUGAAAAAGCUGUCUCAGGGAAGAAUCUAAUAUUCCCAGUGACAAAACGUAGCAGGAUGGAUGCUAGGAAAAUGCAAUUUCAAGAGAAGCAAUGUUUGGAUUCCGUGCUAUGGAUGAGGGUAAAAAUUGAAGCACGUUUGCAAGCACGCACAUCAUAUUGAAAGGACCCUAACCUGUGGGUUGUAUAAUGCAACAGCCUCUCUGGAGUCUUGUCAUCUUGGAUACCAGAAAUAAUUUCAAAAUGGAACGAGCAAAGACUUUUAUUUAAUUUACAGAUUGCCUCCCCUGAGGCACCCCAGCGUGAUUUACAACAGUUACAUGCAUAAAAAUAGUUUAAACCAUGGGUCAGCAAACUUUUUCAGCAGAGGGCCAGUCCACUGUCCCUCAGACCUUGUGGGGGGUGGACUAUAUUUUGAAAAAUAACAAUGAACAAAUUCCUAUGCCCCACAAAUAACCCACAGAUGCAUUUGAAAUAAAAGCACACAUCCUACUCAUGUAAAAACACGCUGAUUCCCGGACCGUCCGCUGGCCAGAUUGAGAAGGUGAUUGGGCCGGAUCUGGCCCCCGGGCCUUAGUUUGCUUACCCAUGGUUUAAACAAUCACAUAUGAGAGAGAGAGAGAUUAAAACAACCACCGCACAUAAAUAAAAUUAUGUAAAUUCAGUACAGCUACUAACUGGGAAAGGUAUAUGUAGUGACUGCUAGCAAAGCAGAAAGGUUACGCUCCUGUUUCCCUCCCCCCUUUGAAUUACUCAGGCUGCAAUCCUGUCCAGUUUCCCAGAAGUAAGUCUCAUUGAACUUGGCAAGAUUUACGUCUGAGUAAAUGUUCACAGGAUUCGCUCUAAGGCUGUAGGAGUGAGGCAAGUUAGGGCAGUGAAAGCAGUGGGUACCAUUGCCAUAUCUGUUUCCUCUUCAGAUCAUUCUGGCCAUCUUGGUUGUCUGGCUGCUGUGUUACAUUCUGACAGUGACAGAUGUAUUUCCUCGUGAUGUAGAUGCCUAUGGAUUCAAGGCCAGAACAGACGCUAGAGGAGAAAUAAUAUCCAUUGCACCGUGGUUCCGUCUCCCUUACCCUUGUAAGUAACGAUGGAUCUUCCCUUCCGACUCUUGCUUCUCCAUCUCCCCAGCUUCCAUCUUCACAACAACCCUCUGAGGUAGAUCUGUGGGCUCAAAAUCACCCAGUAAGCUUCAGAGCUGAGUAGGGAUUUACUGGCAAAUGUAAAGGUAAAAGGCAAAGGACCCCUGGAUGGUUAAAAGGUAAAGGUAAAGGUACCCCGACCAUUAGGUCCAGUUGUGGACAACUCUGGGGUUGUGCGCUCAUCUUGCUCUAUAGGCCAAGGGAGCCGGCGUACAGCUUCCGGGUCAUGUGGCCAGCAUGACUAAGCCGCUUCUGGCGAACCAGAGCAGCGCACAGAAACGCCAUUUACCUUCCCUCCAGAGCAGUACUUUCGAACUGCUAGGUUGGCAGGAGCAGGGACCGAGCAACUGGAGCUCACUCCACUGUGGGGAUUCGAACCGCCAACCUUCUGAUUGCCAAGCCCAAGAGGCUCAGUGGUUUAGACCACAGCGCCACCUGCAUGCCAAAUGUAUGAUGUGCAGGACCUCGUUAGAACACCCCCCAUAGCCACAGCCCUCAGGAUAGUCCAUAGCUGCAUCUAUAGGGGAAGAGCCCAAAAUUUCAUGAGUCUGUACUACUCACACAUACUCACUAAGUGCUAGCUAUUAUUAUUAUUAUUAUUAUUAUUAUUAUUAUUAUUAUUAUUAUUAUAUUUAUUUAGAGUUUGUAUACUACCUUAUACCCAGAGGUCUCAGGGCGGUUCAAAGAAAAGACCACAACAUAUAUAAUCAGAAUAAAAACAACAACCCAAUAACAGCCUCACAGAAAAGAGCCACAUUUUAAAAAGGUACAGUGGUACCUUGGGUUAAGAACUUAAUUCGUUCCGGAGGUCCGUUCUUAACCUGAAACUGUUCUUAACCUGAAGCACCACUUUAGCUAAUGGGGCCUCCCGCUGCCGCUGCGCCGCCGGAGCACGAUUUCUGUUCUCAUCCUCAAGCAAAGUUCUUAACCUGAGGUACUAUUUCUGGGUUAGUGGAGUCUGUAACCUGAAACGGAUGUAACCUGAAGCGUAUGUAACCUGAGGUACCACUGUAUAGGAUGUCCCUAGCUAGGUUUUGGGAAGGAGGCCGGAGGAUUCUAGGACCCUGUCAGAGCCCUCACACGUCCUUCCCGAAGCUUGGUAAACAGCAGGGGGAAGGUUGCAAGGGUGGGCUCGGUCAAAUGUUGAUGAGGGCCGUCAAAAAUGUCCUCAAGGGCCUGGUAUAAAGGAUUGUGUGGGUUAAUCUGUGAGAGAGUUGAUGUGGUAUGGAUGAAGAAUAAAGUGUUCAGGUUAUACCAAGGGCCUUCUCGGUAGUGGCACCUGCCCUGUGGAACGCCCUCCCAUCAGAUGUCAAGGAGAUAAAGAACUUUUAGAAGACACCUGAAGGUAGCCCUGUAUGGGGAAGUUUUGAAUGUUUGGUGUUUUAUUAUGCUUUUAUAUUUGUUGUAAGCUGCCCGGAGUGGCUGGGGCUAAUAAUAAAAUUUAUUGUGAUUAUUGCUGCUGUUGUUAUUCAGUUUUAAAGUGAAGGCAACAUUCUGCUCCAGCUAACAGCUGCUCCCCUUUGCUUGCUCUAGGCCAGUGGGGCAUCCCCACAGUGACAGCCGCCGCCGUGCUGGGCAUGUUCAGCGCUACCUUGUGUGGGAUCGUUGAGUCUAUUGGCGAUUAUUAUGCUUGUGCUAGGCUUGCAGGUGCUCCACCUCCACCUGUGCAUGCCAUUAACAGGUAGGAGAGAUACAGUUCCCUUGCAUUGCAUGGAUAUUUGACGCAUCGCCUCAGGGAAUGGUAGUUCAGUAGCCGGGGCACUAGGUCAGAGAUGGGGAGCCUGUGGUCUUCUUGGACUCCCACCUUUCAUGGAUUAAAAUAAUCUAAACUGCAGGGGUCCUUCCUGCAUUGUCUCUGUGUGGGAAGCUGGCCUAUCCUACCAAAUAUACCGUAUUUUUUGCUCUAUAAGACUCACUUUUUCCCUCCUAAAAAGUAAGGGGAAAUGUGUGUGCGUCUUAUGGAGCGAAUGCAGGCUGCGCAGCUAUCCCAGAAGCCAGAACAGCAAGAGGGAUUGCUUCUUUCACUGCGCAGCGAUCCCUCUUGCUGUUCUGGCUUCUGAGAUUCAGAAUAUUUUUUUUCUUGUUUUCCUCCUCCAAAAACUAGGUGCGUCUUGUGGUCUGGUGCGUCUUAUAGAGCGAAAAAUACGGUACUUGAUUCCAUUGAAAUUUCCAGAAGUUGUUCCCACAUCAAUGAUGGACCUGUUGAAACAAAUUGGAAGGGAUGAGGAACCUGUCUCGCACCAAGUGCAUGCCACUCAACAGUCCCGAUUUAAGCGGGUGUGGCGAUCACACAGGGUCUUCGGACGUUUCACCGUCUAUUGAUCCCUGUGCCACCACUUUAUUUCUUGCUGCCACCACCCGGGCCCUACCUGGUACAAUACUGAGUCCAGUCAGGGUUAAAUUGGAACAUAAAUUUCUGUUUAUUUAUUGCAGUUUAACAAGCGUGUGGGUUCAUAAACAGUAUCAGUCAAUUACAUUCAUGGGGUGCCUAAAGAUAAAGGUAAAGGGACCCCUGAUCAUUAGGUCUAGUCGUGACCAACUCUGGGGUUGCGGCGUUCAUCUCGCUUUAUUGGCCGAGGGAGCCGGCGUACAGCUUCCAGGUCAUGUGGCCAGCAUGACUAAGCCGCUUCUGGCGAACCAGAGCAGUGCACGGAAACGCUGUUUACCUUCCCACUGGAACAGUACCUAUUUAUCUACUUCCACUUUGAUGUGCUUUCAAACUGCUAGGUUGGCAGGAGCAGGGACCGAGCAACGGGAGCUCACCCCGUCAUGGGGAUUCGAACCGCCGACCUUCUGAUCGGCAAGCCCUAGGCUCUGUGGUUUAACCCACAGUGCCACCCACGUCCCAUGGGGUGCCUAUCCAGACCUAUAACUUCCACUACCUGCUCUCACUCACUAAACCACCUCUCAGAUAUUUACUUGUCUUCCUAGCCCCUAACUAUUCCUGACUCAGCUUAUUUCGCUACACUAACUCAACCUACCCCCAAACUCUAUCCCAAUUCACUCCCACUCCAACCAACCACCCAACUCCCAACGAACUCCCCCCAAAGUUGGUUUUAUAGUCCCUCUGACUCCACCCCCUGGGUUCUGAUUGGGUAACCUGUUUAACUAUUUCACCUCCAGCACUCUCAUAUGUUAACGUCACAGCGGGGACAUCCUGGAAUUACAGAAGCCAAUCCCAGAUCCCAAAACGUCCCAUUUUUUUGGUCUGGCGUUCUGGCACGAGUGAACUGGCAGAGUGCCGGAACGAAAGCCCCUUGCUUUUGGGUCUUGUCCUGCUGCGCAUGUGCGAGAGCUCGGGACCAAAUAUGGCGCGUCCUGAUUUGCGUCCCCAGGAUGUUGGAGGGUGUGCAAGUGAGACCAUUGGUUCAAUCAGCUCAGGACUGUCUGCUUGAACAACAUCUGUACAGAAUUCAAACAAGAGCCCUUCCGGAUUCUGCCUGGAAACGCUAGCCCACUGUGCUGCGAUCCUGUCUCCAAGCAUGAGGAAUGGUCAUAGACUUGGGAGUUUGGUGGGGAAAGGAGGGUGUUUGCUCCUAUUCCUGUUGGUGAGAUUGCUUUUUUGGGGUACCUCUGUCAGAGUAUCUGGAAUAUGGGAUGCAGCAGAGCAGGGCAAUUGGUUCGGGAUAUAAUCCAUCACAUAAUUUUGCAAUGCUGAAGGAAUGGGUUUCCCAAACCCAAAACUGACUGUGCAGGCAGUUUGAAACUGCACCAAAAUCCCUAUUUUUCCUUAGCUAAAAUGCUUUAACUUGAGCUCUUGAGCCAAAAACCCAGCUGUAUAAACAAGUGCUCAGAGCCCUCUCCUUUAUCAGUUUGUGACGGCAAGUAUGGCCUUGACUGUACCAGUAGAACAGGGAAGACACGUCUGUGCCUUAUCUUAUAUCCUGACCAAAAGGCGCACAGACCUAGUCUGGGAACAGCGCCAGAGGGUGUUCUUGAAGAUGGUGACCUCUUGCUCCAAUAUAAGAGUAGGAACAGGAAGAACCGUUUAUGGUCAGAAGUAUAGGAAGGAAUACCCUUUUAUGGUUAAGAGUGCCGGAGCAGGAGCAUCUGUGAUGUCAACCUUCGUGUACAAACUGAUGUGGCUGGAUUCCUGGGGAAGGGGGAGAGGGUGCCUGGAGGAUAUAUAUACUGCAUGUAAUCUCUCAUUUCUUUGGACUUGCUGUGGACACACCACGCAGGUGCCUUUCUGCUGUUCCAGAGAGCAGAAAUAAAGAACUCUUUCUCUGAAUCAACCCUCGGUGUCAUUUGACUUCCUUCCUCCUGUCCAGGAGCAACGCAGACCCAAUCGGUGAACAAUAAGGCUACAAUGCCACUGCAUGGUCUAAAUUUUACGUUGCUGAUGGUUAUGCUUUUCAUCAUAGUUUUGGAUUGCUUUGUGAUCGUUUAAUACUGUAAUUUACCACGGAAGCCCUUCAAGGCUGGACAUUUGUUGGGUGGCGGGCAGGAAAAUAAAUGAUAAAAAAGGAAAGUAUUACUGCAUUUGAUUUUUAUUUCUUUUUUGCAGCUUCCUCCUGCAAAAAUAAAAUAAACUGUUGGAGGUAGGCAUGCGGAAAACCUAAUGCAAUAAUUGGAGUUCUUUUCUCUUUCUCUUUCUCUCCCUUCUCAGGGGCAUUUUUACAGAGGGAAUCUCUUGUAUCAUUGCUGGUUUGCUGGGCACUGGCAAUGGUUCUACUUCCUCGAGCCCCAACAUCGGCGUCUUGGGCAUCACCAAGGUACCACCCUGAGAUGUUUGAUGGCGGCUUCUGUUUCUUGCUGGAUUUCUGCCAGUCACGGUUCCUGGGGCUAUGCUGGGAGGAGAGUCGGGAACAUCUGCCGGAGCUGAAUGCAGCAGCUGCUUGCUUCUCCAGAAGCAGCACGAGGCUCCCAGUUUCUGGCACCUGGGCAAGAUCAGCAGCAGGUUUUGAUCUUCCAGUCCCAUCCUAGUUUGGGCUUCUGGUUACUUUGAUUUCAUGUCUCCCAUGGAAUCCUGGGACUAUUCCAGUGGGUGCAGAAUUAGGAAGAUGAGGAAGCUCCCAUUGACUAGGUCAGACUGUUGGUCCAUCUAAGGUUUUGGCAGAGGUCCUUAACAUCUUUAUAAACUGUAUAAACUAAGUCAGGGGGCAGAGAAGCUGUGGCUUUUCAGAGGCCACUGAACUAUAGCUCCAUCUCUGGCCAAGUUACCCCUGUGGUAAGGACAGAACAUCAGGAAGCAUGCAUCAGAACUUUUAUAUGUGAAUGAAUGGGCUCUCCUACAGAGAUCGUUUUUUGCACCAGUGGUUCUACAGGUGUAGCUCUGGUGCUGAGAUUGUCCAUUGAAAGUGAAAUAUACUCGGAGUCGAGAGUGGAUUUCAUGCUCUUUAUUCAGCUCAUAGUGGUGAGGAGGAAUGGAAGUUCCCCCAGAAUGUUUGCUUUAUAUACAUUGUUUACACAAUGGGCCCCACGUGAUCGGCUAAUUCCAGGAUUCUCCUGUAGGCCAAUCAGGUUGCGGAUUCACUUCCACCUGGAGCUGGAUUGGGUGGCUCCUGUGGACCAAUCAGACUGCUGCAUUCUGGAUCCUAUUGUUCUAGGACCAAUCAGACUGCUGCAUUCUGAAUCCUAUUGUUCUAGGACCAAUCAGACUGCUGCAUUUUGGAUCCUAUUCAACUCAGUACAUAACAGAAAGAUUUGCCCAUUUGUAUUGCUUGUCAUGCAGAAUGUCCCACCUGUACAAUCCCUGGCGUCUCCAGUGUCAGUUGCAGGAGAUGAAAGGAGAGGCGAGACUCCCAUUUUCUUCCUGAGACCUGGGAGUGCUGCUGUUUGCUGGAGCAGAGAGUGCUGGGCUAGAGGCCUGGCUGAGAGGUAGCCUCUAGAUGCUGUUGGGUUCCAGCUGCCGUCAUCCGCAGCCAACAUGGUCGAUUGUCAGGGAUGAUGGGAGCUGAAGUCCAGCAAUAUCCGGAGGGCACCGUGUCAACUUUCCUCCAUAUAACCUGUUAUAAGUCAGCUUCACAUGCAGAAUUUAAAGGCACAUAGCUUAGAUGGCUGAAUUCAAGGGGAGUUACUUCCAGGUAAGGGCGCAGGUGGCACUGUGGGUUAAAUCACAGAGCCUAGGACUUGCCGAUCAGAAGGUCGGAGGUUCGAAUCCCCACAACGGGGUGAGCUCCCGUUGCUCUGUCCCUGCUCCUGCCAACCUAGCAGUUUGAAAGCACAUCAAAGUGCAAGUAGAUAAAUAGGUACUGCUCCAGUGGGAAGGUAAAUGGCGUUUCCGUGCGCUGCUCUGGUUCGCCAGAAGCGGCUUAGUCAUGCUGGCCAUGACCCGGAAGCUGUACGCCGGUUCCCUCGGCCAGUAAAGCAAGAUGAGCGCCGCAACCCCAGAGUCGUCCGCGACUGGACCUUUACUUCCAGGUAAGUCUGCACAGGAUUGUAGCUUAAAAUCUCACUUUGCUCAUGAAAACAUGGGACUAAUGAUCUCUUAUGACAGUUAGAAACCCGACUGGAAAGGCAAAGCUUAUAGUCAUCAGGUACUAUACAAAAGAAAUGCAAAUUCUCCCGUCCUGGAGACGUUAAUAGUCUAGCUAACAGUACAACACCAAUAAAUAGAUGCAACAGAACCCCCUUCUCCCUGCAGCAAUAUGGGAAGCAGACAUGGAGAUGAAUAACAGUAUUGUGAAGGACGAACAUUUGAUUAACUGGCUGUUACUCGUGUGUUUGCUCUUCCUAUACAGGUAGGCAGCAGAAGAGUGGUACAGUACGGUGCUGGAAUCAUGCUCAUUUUGGGAACCAUUGGCAAAUUUACAGCUUUGUUUGCCUCCCUCCCUGACCCAAUCCUUGGAGGGAUGUUCUGUACGUUGUUUGGUAAGUUACCUUUAUUCUGCUGUGCAAAAUGCAGUAAGCAGGAUAUUAUUAUUUCUUAUAAAUAUAGCAAGAAAACCUAUAGAAUAUAGUCACUUAUUUGUAGUAGUGUGGCAAUGAUUCUUCAACUUCGUUGGACUGGUCAUAUUGUUCGGAUGCCUGAUUAUCAUCUUCCAAAGCAACUACUUUAUUCCCAAUUUAAGAAUGGAAAGCGAAAUACCGGUGGACAACAAAAGAGGUUUAAAAAGGUACUCGCAAGGCAAAUCUUUUUUAAAAAUGUAGUAUAAGCAUAACUGGAAAACACUGGCCUGUGAGCACUCCAGUUGGAGAACAACCUUUACCAAAGGUGUCAUGGACUUUGAAGAUGCUCGAACUCAGGACUUAUGGACUCACUGUUAAGGCCAUAUUCAUGGAAGACAAUCUCACUCAGCUACAAGCGAUUGCCGAGGAAGAAGAAGAAGAAGAAGUCAUGUGGAAAUAGCUAUGUGUUUUUAGUCAUGACCAGGAUCUUAAUGGCAGUUGUUGUUUGUUGUUUAGUUGUUUAGUCGUGUCCGACUCUUCGUGACCCCAUGGACCAGAGCACGCCAGGCACUCCUGUCUUCCACUGCCUCCCGCAGUUUGGUCAAACUCAUGCUGGUAGCUUCGAAAACACUGUCCAACCAUCUCGUCCUCUGCCGUCCCCUUCUCCUUGUGCCCUCCAUCUCUCCCAACAUCAGGGUCUUUUCCAGGGAGUCUUCUCUUCUCAUGAGGUGGCCAAAGUAUUGGAGCCUCAGCUUCAGGAUCUGUCCUUCCAGUGAGCACUCAGGGCUGAUUUCCUUAAGAAUGGAAAGGUUUGAUCUUCUUGCAGUCCAUGGGACUCUCAAGAGUCUCCUCCAGCACCAUAAUUCAAAAGCAUCAAUUCAAGCAGAGCCAAAAGCACAAUUUAAACCACAGCUGAACCUGAACAAAGUAAAAGCUUGCAAUGGUUUGAUUCCCUGCCAGCAUUUCAGAUAUUAGGUCUGAGAUUGCCCUAUUUUUCCUCCUCUUUUUCCAGAAUACACAUUUAUCUGAAUGAAAGUUUUAGAGGUGGCCACAUGAGGACUAUUAAAUUAAAGUGAAGAGUGAAGUGUGUUUUGCAAAGUUUUGACAAAGAGCAAAGCUGUGGCAGUUUAAAAACAACUCAGAGACUUCCCAAGCUAAAACACAAAAGCAAAAGUACUAGGAAAGCAUCUAUAUAUUAAAGGAGAUUUGUCAAUAUUAUUUCUCCCACUUUAAUAUUCACUCUCAGAACACACACACAAAAAUGUUUCCAAAUCUGACGUAGCUGUAUUUUAUUUUGCCAGCUACCCGGAGGCAGAGCAACAGUCUCCUUAAGGAAAGCAAAACUGUCCGCUCCAUUUAAGUAAAGCAGUACUAAAAAUUUAAGGAUGACCAUAAAACACUUAUUUGGGGCAAUCUCAUUCUCACAUUACUCUUUCCCGGUGUGUUUAUUUUCUGCAAAAUGCUAGGCACACCUUAGCCCCUUAAAGUGUCCAUAUUGUGGGGAUUUCUCAGUUAACUCUGGAUGAUUUGCUGAUGCUUCUCGGAUUAAAAGGGGGUUUAAUAUAUCUUAUAUGCAACCUGAUAUGCUUUCAGAUGGAUUAGACAACACUGGCUAUUUAAUGAACGUUCAUCUUGAUAUGUUGCAGGGAGGUUAGGUGAUUGUUGCAUCAAAACAGUGUUUUGCUACAUUUUCCAGUGUAUUUUCCCGUCACUUCCCUUACAGCAAAAAACUGGGUUUGUUGUGCAAUCUCCCUCCCCCAAUCAAAUAUAAAUGUGUACAUUUGAUUUACUAGUUACGUGAUUGAAUCCAACUCAGAACUAGCAACAGACUCUGGAAGCACCCUUAGAGAGGACUCGAAGAAGUGAUAUGAAUGUUCUGUGAUGCAUAAAAAUAUCCGAAGUUGAAAGGUUGAAUUGUAGGGUGACCUGCAUCAAGUGUGAGAACUAAGGAAAUCUGAACACACAGUUUAAGCUACACACACACUAAACUGUUAAAGAACAAAACACAUUCCUCCCCUCAAAGAAUUCUGUGUGCUGUAGUUUGUGAGGGACAAUUCUUAGCAACCUUUAACAAACUACAGUGAAUCCUUUGGGGUGGGUGGGGAGGGGGCUGAACUUUAAAGGUGUAGUGAAGGGGUAGGCAACCUAAGGCCCAGGGGCUGGAUGCGACCCAAAUGCCUUCUCAAUUUGGCUCGCGGAUGGUUCGGGAACCAGCGUGCUUUUACAUGAGUAGAAUAUGUGCUUUUAUUUAAAAUGCAUUUCUGGGUUAUUUGUGGGGCAUUUCGUUCAUUCCCCCCCCCAAAUAAAUAGUCUGGCCCACCACAUGGUCUGAGGGACGGUGGACCAGCCCAAGGCCGAAAAAGGUUGCUGACCCCUGGUAUAGUGUGUAUGCAGUCUUAGUUUGUGUAAUUUAGCCAGGGUGAAGGGCACUAAAGACUCCCUUGAGCACUGAAAAUAUAAAGAAGCUUGUACUUUCUUGAAAUUUCUUUGUGUAAACCCACAUAUCAUGGUCUGCGCCCCCGCCCCCAAUCCUGAACUAGUGACGUUGUGUUUGGGGCUACAGGGGUGUUUGUUUCCACCAGGGAUCCAAAACCCUGGAUACCAUGGGCAGAGCCAAGAUUUUGGUUUUGGGGGAGUGGACACCCACCUGCCAAACGUCCAGAUUUUUGCAGGGGUUUUUGAUGCUUUUGUAAGAAAAAGCUCAACAUUUGAAAUGUCUCAGCAACAGUUGCUUUAAAUUACUUUCUUUUGACCCAAAGUGCUCAUAAAAAUCUGUCAAAAACUUUCUACAAUUUCUACUUUUAGUUAAGGAUUGAUUGAUUAAUUUACUCCCCUGACUGCACCCAUACCAGACACUAUAGAUGGCACCCACCGCCUGUCAAAAUACAGCUUCUCUACCCUUUAGAGUGGAAUGCGGGUGGAGCUGUGGGUUAAACCACAGAGCCUAGGACUUGCCGAUCAGAAGGUUGGCGGUUCGAAUCCCUGCGAUGGGGUGAGCUCCCAUUGCUCGGUCCCUGCUCCUGCCAACCUAGCAGUUUGAAAGCAUGUCAAAGUGCAAGUAGAUAAAUAGGUACCACUCCAGCGGGAAGGUAAACGGGGUUUCCGUGCGCUGCUCUGGUUCGCCAGAAGCGGCUUAGUCAUGCUGGCCAUGACCCGGAAGCUGUAUGCCGGCUCCCUCGGCCAGUAAAGCGAGAUGAGCGGCGCAACCCCAGAGUCAUCCGCGACUGGACCUAAUGGUCAGGGGUCCCUUUACCUUUACCUUACCCUUUAGAGUCACUUGGGGCUGCUGCAAUGUGUGUGAUCCCAGAAAAACAGUUUACAGACAAGGAUUGUUCUGAAGCAGCACUGACUGGGGAAGUCGGUCCCUUGCAUUGGCCUUUUCUGGAACGUCAUCCUUAAGAAGUCUACCGCGCAUGUGUUAUAAAGCCGAGUUUUUCCUCUUCCCCAUUUGCAGGCAUGAUCACCGCCGUGGGUCUCUCCAACCUGCAGUUUGUCGACAUGAACUCCUCCCGCAACCUUUUCGUCCUGGGCUUCGCAAUGUUUUUUGGGCUCACCGUCCCAAACUACUUAGAUUCGCGCCCAAAUGCUAUCAACACAGGUACAGUCAUACCUCGGAUGGAAGUAACUUCAGGUUAAGCAUUUUCGGGUUGUGACCUGGAAGUAAUGGAGCGUGUUACUUCCGGGUUUCGCUGCUCGCGCAUGCGCAGACGCUCAAAAUAACGUCACGUGCAUGCGCCGAAGCGGCGAAUCGCCACACGUGCAGAUGUGGGUUGUGUUUGCUUCAGGAUGUGAACAGGGCUCCGGAACGGAUCCCGUUCGCAUCCAGAGGUACGACUGUAUUGAAAAGUCUCUGGAAAGUCUUUGCCUAAUCAGAGGCAUACAGAACCUCAGGACUGGGCUGGUCCUACAAUUAAGAGAGAGAGAGAGAGAGAGAGAGAGAGAGAGAGAGAAGAUGCCCUUCCUCUGUUCCCACCCCUUUGUUCCCUCCUCCUGAGCUGGAGCAGGAACAGCAGCCAAGCUUGGUUAUCAGUCUAAGUGUCUCCUGCCAGUCUGGUCAGCUUCUGUAUGGGUCAGCCUGGCUUCUAACUAAAGACACACAUAGAUCUUUCAGGCAUCUUGUGGCUCCGCAUUGUGAUUACAAUUGUUUGUGGCAGUUUUAGGAUUCUAUGAUGUGCAUGGUACAUCAUCAUCAUCAUAUUUUAUUUAUAUCCCGCCCUCCCCAGCCGAAGCCGGGCUCAGAGCGGCUAACAACAGUAAAGUAAUACAGCAGUCUAAAAUCAAUUCAUUAUAAAAUCUGUUCAAAUCAAAUUAAUGGCAACCAUUGGGCUAGAGUUCUGUGAGGAUUGCCAAAGGAGGGGGUCAGGCUGUGCCCUGGCCAAAGGCCUGAUGGAACAGCUCUGUCUCACAGGCCCUGCGGAAAGAUGUCAAGUCCCACAGGGCCCUUGUCUCUUGUGACAGAGCGUUCCACCAGAUCGGAGCCACAGCCGAAAAAGCCCUGGCUCUGGUUGAGGCCAGCCUAACCUCCCUGUGGCCUGGGACCUCCAAGAUGUUUUUAUUUGAAGACCGUAAGGUCCUCUGUGGGACAUGCCAGGAGAGGCGGUCCUGUAGGUAUGAGGGUCCUAGGCCAUAUAGGGCUUCAAAAGUUAAAACCAGCACCUUAAACCUGAUCCUGUACUCCACUGGGAGCCAAUGCAGCUGGUAUAGCACUGGGUGAAUGUGAUCGCGCAGCGAGGACCCCGUAAGGAGUCUCAUCGCGGCAUUCUGCACCCGCUGGAGUUUCUGGGUCAGUCUCAAGGGCAGCCCCAUGUAGAGCGAGUUACAAUAAUCCAGUCAGGAGGUGACCGUCGCGUGGAUCACAGUGGCUUGGUCAGGGCGAGAGAGGUAAGGAGCCAACUGCUUAGCUUGGCGGAGAUGAAAAAAUGCCGCCUUUGUUAUAACUGCAAUCUGCACCUCCAUGGAAAGGGAGGUGUCGAAGAUUACACCCAAACUCGUAACGGACGGUGCUGGCACUAAUUGCACCCCCGCAAGAGAUGGGAUUGCCCCCCCAAUCCCAAAUCGUUCUGACCCAGGUCGUUCAGCCUUUGUCCCGAUGACAGCCACACACGCCAAGUGUCUGCUAGCCAGGGGAAAGGACCACAGUUCCCUUAAGCUCAGAAGGUCCCAGCUUCAAUUCUCAGCAUCCCCAAGUAGGCUGGGAAAUGCUUCAUUUCCAAAACCUUGGAGAGCAGCUGCUAAUCAGGGUGGACAAUGCUGAGCUCGAUACACCAGUGGUCUGGCUCCACAUCAGGCAGCUUCUGACACAUGUUCUUAAUUCGAUGGGCAUGAUUUUUUGAAAUAGGAAUGGCUUUUGAAACUGAAUUCUGCGCUGAUGACCUAGAACCUCGGCCCUCCAGAUGUUUCGAGACUAGAGUUCCCAUCAUCCCUGGCUGCUGGUCCUGCUAGCUAGGGAUCAUGGGAGUUGUAGGCCAAAAACAUCUGGAGGGCCGAGGUUGAGGAAGUCGGACCAAGAAGAAUGGAGUGGCGACGUAUUAUGUACUGAUGGAACCAGCUUUACUUUUUCUGUCUAGCCUGAUGGCUAAAAAAGAAAGGAAUGAGGUGUCAAAAGCUAGUCACCAGGCCAUGAUUUCUCAGUCACCACGGAUGUUUGGGGGCAAAGGGCAGGUCAGAGAGAAAGGAAAGGAAACCGAGUAACGAGAUAACUAUGCAGAACACUGCAUGUGUGAAUGGAGCGAUGGGUGGAUUGGGUGGGAAAGAGAGGCAGAAAGACUCCACUUCUUUAGAUUGCCUAAAUCUACCAAAUCAAAAAACGUGCUUUCUGGGACCUUUAUCUUUGGCUAAUGGGGGCAAGAACUUGGGGUCUGGGUAUGUGUUGAUGGUGAGGGCAAAGGAUGGUAAAAAGGCCUCUUCCUUCAACUGGUUUGAUUGAUGUGCUACCUUCCUUUGUAGAAAAAUGAGUUAGUAUAAGAAAAUAGGGUUCUGAACUCCAUGGAAAGGCUGAGUUGGGGAAGGAGAAAAUGACAUACAAAAGCAUAUAUACCACCGUUUCAACUGUAAACGGAUUGUUUUUAAUUUACUAAAUUUAACAUUUUCAUGCUCAAUCCAUCUGCAGUUUUCAGUUCAAGCUCCAAAAGCAGUUUUGAAUUUGUGAUACGAUAGGCAUGUUGUCAAUCUUAUUUCUAGGUAUUGCUGAAGUGGACCAAAUAUUAACAGUGCUCUUAACCACAGAAAUGUUUGUUGGAGGUGGCAUCGCGUUCAUACUGGACAAUACCAUCCCAGGUACAAGAGUUUCAUUUCCUUGCAGUAUUUUCAGAGUGUUUGUUGUGGGGGAGGAAGGGAAAGGAGAAUGUUAGCCGCUUUGAGACUCCUUUGGGUAGUGAUAAAGCGGGAUAUCAAAUCGAAACUCCGAAACCCAAGGCAAGCAUUGCUUGUCAGAGGUGACAAUUUUUUUAGCUCUCCUACCCCACUAACGGGACGCGGGUGGCGCUAUGGGUUAAACCACAGAGCCUAGGACUUGCUGAUCAGAAGGUCGGCAGUUCGCAUCCCCGCGACGGGGUGAGCUCCCGUUGCUCGGUCCCUGCUCCUGCCAACCUAGCAGUUUGAAAGCACGUCAAAAGUGCAAGUAGAUAAAUAGGUAUCGCUCUGGCAGGAAGGUAAACGGCGUUUCCCUGCGCUGCUCUGGUUCACCAGAAGCGGCUUAGUCAUGCUGGCCACAUGACCCGGAAGCUGUACGCCGGCUCCCUAGGCCAAUAAAGCGAAAUGAGCACCGCAACCCCAGAGUCGUCCGUGACUGGACCUAAUGGUCAGGGGUCCCUUUACCCUUUACCUCACUAACAGUGGUGGAGUGUGGAAACGUUGACAUUGACUCUUCAUCGACUGCUGUGGGCUUGAGAGAGCGCACUUGCAUAUGCGGUGAUUGUGGAGGGCUCGGGCACACACGCACAUGUGUGUCUACACUUAAACGCAGCAAGAAUUUCUUUAGUAGAAUCCUGAUCACACACUGACCAUUUUCUGAAUUUGGAGUGUUACGCAUUUGCUGGAGGGUUGUUUGUAUAAAUGAUCCAUAUUGCAGAUGGUAAGAAUUGUGUGCUUUCUACCAAGUUUGAAUUAACCAUUUGCAAAAUGGAGCGUCUAACCAUUGAACCAUUUUAAGGGACUGGUCAGAGGCUGCAGUUUCUUUUAACUACUGUCCCUGUUUGGCCAAGACUGCGGCAGCUACCAUUGAGGAAAAAUAGUUUUUAAGUUGAGAAAUCUCAGUUUAAUCUGUGGUUGUAAACUUGCUUUAUUUUGUUAAGAGAUUAUAUGGUUCUCCUCUUUGUUUUGAACCCCCCCCCCAUCUAUACUCCUUCCCAGGGACUCUAGAGGAACGUGGUCUAGUACAGUGGAAGGCUGGGGCACAUGCAAACAGCGGCACGUCUGCAAAACUGAAGAGUUACGAUUUUCCAUUUGGAAUGGGUGUGGUUAGAAGGAUCCAGUGGUUAAAAUAUGUGCCAAUUUGUCCAGUCUUCAUGGGUUUUCACUGCGGAACAAAGAGGGAUUCCAGCACACCAGAACAGACAGCAAACACGGCAGAGAUUACAGUCAUAUGUACAAAAGUUUGAAAAGACUCCCAUAAGGUAUGGAAGUUUGGACAAUCUCAGAUACUAGGGUAUUUAAAUCAUACCCCAUGCCUCAAGCAAAUCACACCAGCAGAGGAGAUUUUCCUCUGCCAACGUGUUGAGUUAAAGAGAAAGCAGUUAACAUUCAGCCUGGCGAACGGUUUAGCAAUCUGUAAAUCGGAAAGACACCUUUGUUCAUGGGCAGAAUUCUGCCACCCCCUUUCAGUUCUGUUUAUCCCGUAUGUGCUUGGAAGAAAAAGAUGUAUUGGUGCUAUGUUAUGUUUUUGGGAGGCCAUUAGCAGAAUUGUGUGUAUCCUCCUGUCGAAAUAAGUAAAUUCCACAGUCAAAAUGAUUCAGUCCAGUAUUAAACUUACUUUGCUUUUUACAA
This is a messenger RNA of Podarcis lilfordi (Lilford's wall lizard), 32222 nucleotides long. Lineage: Eukaryota; Metazoa; Chordata; Lepidosauria; Squamata; Lacertidae. The record is from the annotation of a GenBank genome assembly.